AGAUUACAGUGUACAGUUAAGCCAAGCGUAGUGAUUCACAAUAUCACAAAAGCAAAUGAAAAUAAACGAAUACGAUUGCCAAGAUAUUGACGACCGCGUAUCUUAUCUUUUUUUUAACCGAAUGAUAAGAAUUUUUGUUGUAAUACGAAUACUUUCCUAAUAAUAAUACACAAAAUUAUUCAGUUCCUUAUCAGAAGAGACACAGAAAGACUCUUAUUUUCGAUACGCAUAGUUACUCGUAUUUAGAAAUUGGAUAAAUAUAAAGUUAAUUAAUGAAAAUGAAGUGAAUCAAACUAUUUUCUUAAUAUAAAUCAACUUACAAAAAAAAAAAACAAGUUAAGUGUAAUUGCUAAUAGAAAACGUGAAUUGUCUUAUAAAAAUAAAACAGACACACUUUAAUUAAUUAAACUAAAAAUAACUUUUUGAAAUGGAUAAUGUGAUUAGUAUAUUGGUUCUGUUGCUAACUUUGAUUUUGCUUAAAACUUCUUCUGCGCAACACGAAGACAUACCUUAUCAAAAUGUGGAAGAUAUUUGUGAAACAUGUAGCUGCAUAAAUGCACACGAUGCAGAUAGUAAAUUCCAUCACAUGUUAGAUUGCUCUGUUAAAAACUUCAAUCAUAUUCUUCCAAGAUGGCCAAAAGAGUUUGGCUUAAAUCACAAAGGUGUGGAUAUCGUUGCAACGUUUUCCGGUAAUAAAAUUGAACUUUUACAACAACUACCUGCUACAAAUGGAUCUCUAUCGUUUAGCUGCAGACAUUGCACCAUUAAAGAUAUACAAGCUCCAACAUUUAUGGACGUUCCCAACAUAAUUCGUUUAGAUUUAAGUUGGAAUGAAAUUACCUCUGAUGUUCUGUCACCUGAUUUGUUCCGAGGUCCAUACAAAAAUACGGGCUAUGAACCGAUUAAACUACAAGAACUUGACUUGAGUCACAAUAAAAUAAGUUUUUUGCAAAAGUUUGUAUUUGAACAUACACCAGAUAUAACAAAACUGAAUCUUGGCUACAAUGACUUGAGAAUCUUGGGUACUUCCAGUUUAUUUGCUAUAUCUUCUGCAACAACCUUAGAGUUCCUUGACUUAUCUUACAACAACUUGGAGUCUUUGCCGUCGACAUUGUUUAAAGAUCUCAUAGCUUUGAAGUCGCUAUUAGUUCAAGGCAACAAACUAAAAGCAAUUCCCCCCAACUUAAACUUAAUUGGUCGAACUUUGGAGUAUGUCAAUUUUGCUGGCAAUCCAAUAAAAACUUUGAAUGAAGCUAACCUAAAUGGACUUAAGGUUUUGAGAAAGUUGAAUAUCAGCUCAAUGGGGGAACUUACCACAAUCGAAAAAGGAACUUUCUCCCAUUUGGAAUCCUUGGAAUAUUUAUACUGCAGUCGAAAUCCAUACCUUACAACUUUUGACAUCGAUGGGCUUCUGCAUUGCAGGAAUUUAACCGCAUUAGAUGUGUCUUAUUGCAAAUUGGAAACAAUCAGCAUCAAUGUGGACCUCUCAAAUGCUUUGCCUUCAAACUUCACAGCCCAAUGGCCAAAACUACAAACCAUAGGAGUUGUCGGCAAUCCCUGGACAUGUGAUUGCAAUUUGAUGAGAAUUCUUGAGUUUUGUGGCAAAGAAGUAUUCAAAAACGACAAACACGCACGGUGUCAUUGGCCUUUCGGACUGUCUGGCGUUCGAAUCUCUAACCUAACAUCCGACUUUGUAUGCAACUUACCGGAGGAGUAUAUUGUCCCAGAACAGGUGGAUCCACCUAAGUUCUUGCGUCGCCGGUACAUUGUAUCAACUGUUGUGACAAUUUCAUUGGUCAUUUUCGUAGGAGUUCUCGUAGGCUUUUCAAUUGUUUUUAUACACCGCCGACUGAAACGUGACGAUUACGGUAUAGCACCAAUAAGAUACACCAGCGUUAGAGUAAGCAAUCAAUCGGCCAUGUCAAUUAUAAAAUAAUUCCAAAAAGCUCAAGCUUCGCCAUAUUGCCAAAGAAACCAAAUUAAAAAUAAGGUUAGACAUAAGACUUUUUGUUUCAAUUUUAUAUAAAUAAUCAUAAUUUAUUAAAAACAUUGUUAACAAAAUGUGCACUUACUUUAAGACUACGACUAAAUUUUAUGUUUUAAAUAAAUAAAUAUUUUGUUUUUCUCUAUAAAUUGUAGUUUUUUUGUGUUUACAGCUUAUUUAUUUUGUUCGAUAAGUACAAUUUUAGUUUUCUUAUUCAAAAUUUAGUUAUGUUUUUAAUUUACAUUUCUUUCUCUUUUGGUUUCAAAAUUAAGCUUUAAAAAAGAACAACAAAUUAACAAUUAAAAAAGUAUUUUAAUAUUAACAUUAUUAUGUUUUUUAAACCUUACGUUUCGAUUUGUUAAACAAUUAUAAAGGAUUUACUGGACUCAAAACAUUGGAUUGUUAGUGUUAGACUAUUUUUAAAUUUUAUUUUUUUGAAACUUGAAAGUUUUAAACUUUGGACUUAAACAUAAACAAGGUAAAGGAACAUAGCUUACGAAAUUUUUACAUACUAAGAACAAUUUGUUUCACAAGGUCACUUAUAAAUUUAUAUUAGGUAUAUUAUGUGUACACGGUAAAAUUUAAAAAGUUAUAUAAGAUAUAUAAACAAAUAUAUGUUUACAUAAAUAACUUAAAAUACUUAUUCAGUGGCUUAUUUAU
Messenger RNA from Eupeodes corollae, 2644 nucleotides. Its product is annotated as insulin-like growth factor-binding protein complex acid labile subunit. The transcript is spliced from 5 exons. The record is from RefSeq and is a predicted model, not a curated record. Gene Ontology annotation, cellular component: extracellular matrix. Gene Ontology annotation, molecular function: protein binding. Lineage: Eukaryota; Metazoa; Arthropoda; Insecta; Diptera; Syrphidae. The coding region runs from base 428 to 1936 and encodes 502 amino acids.